GAGUGCGCCCGACAGCCUUUAUAUCUUGAUGAGACUGUAGAUAUCACGUGACGUCAACCAGGAAGCAAGACAGGGCCGUGUUGUUCGUUACACACAGAGGAAACGCGGACACAUCAUGACAACUGAGGUUGAAAAUUGGCAAGGUGGGAAACCCUUCCCAGAAACCAACCUGCACAUGUUGGAGAGUUCGUUGUUGGCUGAUGUGACCUUCCUCGUUGGGGAACAAAGGGAGACAAUCCAGGCUCAUAAAUUCAUUUUAGUCAGCCGCAGUUCCGUGUUUCACGCAAUGUUUUGUGGCUCGAUCCCCGAGACCGGUGAGGUACUCAUUCCUGAUAUACAGAAAGACAACUUCAAGACCUUCCUAAGGUGUCUCUACACAGGGGAGGUAGCGUUAACUCCCAACACUGUUCUUGACCUGAUGUACGCUGCGAGGAAAUACAACAUCACAGAACUGGAAAAACAGUGUGAGGAGUUCUGCUUACAGUCUUUGUCGCCUAGCAACGCAUGUGUAUUUCUCCAACAAGCAGAUGUGUUUGAUAAAGAAGACCUCAAAGAAAGAGCUCUUGAAGUCAUUAAAUGUAAUGCAAAAGUGAGUGUUUCCAGCGAGGGAUUUUGUGAUCUAAGUAAGAAAUGUCUAACGCUUAUCCUGAAGACAGAUGGCAUGAGAGUUGACGAGAUUUGCAUCUUCCGAUCUGUGAUGUCGUGGGCGGAAGCUGAAUGCACACGCCAGGGAAGGGAGGUAACUCCGAAAGAGAAAAGAGAAGUACUAGGAGAGUGUUUGUACUUUAUUCGCUUUCCGGCUAUUUCAGAAGUUACAUUUGCCACAACCGUCUGCAAUGAAGGUAUCUUAAGUGAUGCCCAUAUCAUAAUGUUGUUCCGAAAAUACUCUAUAACGGACCUGGAUAUACGGCCGUUCUGUGACACACCUCGGACAUCAGUCUAUAUCUUGUCUCGCUUACAUCCUGACCAAAAGUAUCAACCAAUUGUACACUCUGCUAAAUGUCGACGUGAUGCAUUAGUCAUAUCCUGUGACGCCAGAGUUUUCCUGACCGGGCUGACCAUGUAUGCUGGGGUGGACGCGGACAAUGUGUCUGUUGACGUAGUUGUUACUGACAAUGACGACACAACCCUGCUGCAGCAUCACUACGACGUGGAGGUGAAAGAUGAACAACUCUCAGAUGUAGUGACGUUUCCGUCACCACUGACUGUUAUCAAAGGACAGAGGCUAAACAUAAAAGUCACAAGGACGGGAAAGAAACAUGUCGUAUACACGUGUAAUAUGAACAGUCAGCGACUGAUGACACAUGAAACAUCUGGUGUGGUGUGGACUCUGGACCACUGCGCGGAGGUCACUCUAACAACAGCUUAGAAUACGGAUUCAUUACUGGGUUGAUCUACGAAGCGUAGUGUAUAUACCCCGUUACCCUGAUCUGUAUGACGUGAUUACGUUGACAGAAGGACAACUCUCCUACCAACACUUGCGUCUCUGUAUAUAAGUGACGAAUGCAGGAACAUGUCCUGGGAACAACCACAUAUUUCAGAGUUGAUGGGUCGAGACUACUUUACGGAUCAUGACAGUGUGUCUCUGAAGUCUUGUGACUCCUACGUUAAUGACCAUAUUAAGACCAGGGCCUAGAUUUUCGAAGCUUUCUUAGCGCUAAGAUAGUCAUAAGUGCCAUACAUUAACAUUAACUUACGAC
Haliotis rubra (blacklip abalone) is the source of this 1700-nucleotide messenger RNA. Its product is annotated as BTB/POZ domain-containing protein 6-like. Lineage: Eukaryota; Metazoa; Mollusca; Gastropoda; Lepetellida; Haliotidae. Gene Ontology annotation, molecular function: protein binding. Gene Ontology annotation, cellular component: cytosol. The record is from RefSeq and is a predicted model, not a curated record. The transcript has 3 exons. The coding region runs from base 116 to 1369 and encodes 417 amino acids. Gene Ontology annotation, biological process: neurogenesis.